Lytechinus variegatus (green sea urchin) is the source of this 1373-nucleotide messenger RNA. RefSeq lists its product as uncharacterized. The coding region runs from base 172 to 720 and encodes 182 amino acids. Lineage: Eukaryota; Metazoa; Echinodermata; Echinoidea; Temnopleuroida; Toxopneustidae. The record is from RefSeq and is a predicted model, not a curated record. The transcript has 4 exons.
CUCGUUAUCCGUCCAUGAUAUGACCUUUUGGUGCAGGGUAGGCUAACUAGAAGUGCGUCUGUGUCAUCCUCGUACCAGUUGUCCUAAUUGAAGUGGUUACAAGCAUCCAUCGUCUCUCCCGUUUUAAUUUAGUGCCACGGUUUCAAAGAGAGAUCUCGAUUAUUCAGAAGCAUGAAGUGCAUCAUCGUCACAGUCCUUAUUCUGGCAGUUGCAGGCCUGUCUUAUGGAACUGGUCAACAACUCAAGUGCAAGGCUUGUAUAUCCAUACAAACCCAGCCUAACCUCAUUGAUCUGUCAUGCAAUAUUAGUAAUCUGCCAGAAGUGACGUGCUGGAAGAACAUGACCGCUUGUGGACGCGCUACAAUCAAUGGGGCGGGAAUAGUAGAUCCCAAUCUACCUGCGCCAGUAGCCUUCAAUGCUACCAUUUUGGGAUGUGUGCAGAAAAUCAAAAAUAACAGUACAUGCAGUGAAGAUAACGAUGCCCGAUCCGACUUGCUUGGAAAUAUUUUGAAUUAUCGCGAUGACUAUGGUAUCUCUGACACAGCGGCUCCGUUCAUAGAAAGUUUGCCAAGGAUAUUUCAGGCAGACACAACCAUCCUGUAUGCAAACACUGUAUGCCCCCUCAACGGGACUAUUGUUGGAGGGGCUGGGUCUCUUCGUACCGAUGUCGUCGUCGUCGUUGCUGCUCUUGUUAUGGCUAUUUUUGCUAAGGAGUUUUGAGAUUGUAGGUACUUCCCUGAUUCUUAUUCUUGUUCUCCCUCUCCUCCUCCUUUUCCUCCUCCUCCUCCUCCUCCUCCCCUCUUCUUCUUUUCUUCUUCUUCCUCUUCUUCUCCUUCGAAUAAAAAAACACAGUGCAUUUGUUUCUCGAAGUGAAAUUCGAAAAAGAUUUUUUUUUUUUUUUUCAUAUUAUAUAUAUCAUUAGUAUUGUUCAUAUAGUGCUAGUACUGUAGCUUAAGAAGAUAAUUUGAAUAUGCACAUUCGCUGGAUUCAAGAGGGCGCUGUUGGACGGUGCUGUGUACACGGGUCUAAUGCUGCUUUUGACGGGAGGUUUCACGGGCCUACAACUGGCAGGCAAAACAUAUUCAUUCGAGCCAACCCAUUCCGAAGUCGAUUUUUUAAUUUCGUAUCGCUGAUUGACAAAAAUGAGUGAAUAUGAUUGACAAUCUAACACUGAUUUUAGGGAGGGUACCUACUGAACUUCCUUUUUUCCAAAUUGGAAAGAUAUAUCACUACUUUGAAACUAUUUUUUUUACUGGUGGAAGAAUUAGGACCAUUUUACUAUCUUAAGUGAUGAAUUUGAUCCUGUCAGGUGUAGUCUUCAUAAAUGUCGAUUUAUUUUUAAAAUGAGCCGGUCGAGAUACCCUUUCCUGGUG